AUGUCCCUCCCCAAUGGGCUCAUCUCGUUCGGCCCCGGUGCAAACUGCACCCUCGAGAUCUGUCCCGUCGAAUGGAGCAUUCUCCAGUACCGACCGUCUGUCCCCUCCAGUGCCGUCUUUAUCGCGAUUUUUGGCCUUUCGCUGCUGUUGAAUGUCGGUCAGGGGAUCUAUUACCACACAUGGGGGUACAUGUCGAGUUUGGUUGCCGGAUGCAUACUCGAGAUUGCGGGAUAUGUCGGUCGGCUGAUUCUAUACAAUAAUCCAUUUGAUUUCUCUGGCUUUCUUCUGCAGAUUGUGUGCAUCACAGUCGCCCCUGUCUUCUUCUGCGCUGCCAUCUACGUCCUCCUCUCGCAAACAAUAACACACAUAAACCCGCACAUCUCGCGCUUCAAGCCCAAACUCCUCUACUGGAUCUUUAUCCCCUGCGACAUCGUCUCCCUAGUCCUCCAAGCCGUCGGCGGCGCGCUCUCCUGCAUCGCAUCCACCGAAGACGGUGUGCAGCUCGGCGUCGACAUCUCGCUCGCGGGCCUGGUCUUCCAGGUCUUCACGCUGACAACCUUCACCGUGACGUUUCUAGACUACCUAAACUCGUGCCGCCGACAUAGGAUGCAGCUUGACCGCCGCAUGAAGGUCUUCCUGUACCUGCUCUUCCUCUCGAUUUUUCUGAUCUUGCUUCGCUGUGUGUAUCGCGUUGUCGAGUUGCAUGAGGGGUAUUUUAGUCAUUUCUUUAGGGAUGAGGUCCUUUUUAUUGCGCUUGAGUCGGCGAUCAUGGGCGCCGCGGCGAUUACGAUGAACCUUGGGCACCCCGGCCUCGUGUUUGGAAAGAAGUACAAGAAAGGUGACAUCAGCGAAAUGGACUUGCAAUUCGCGUUGCUAAACGUCGACGCAGAUACUGGACGGCCGAGGACGUAAAAUUGGGAUGGAGAGGAGAUCUGGUUCUAUUUUGUUUUGCUUGGGGGCAAAGGACAGCGACAUAAUGAGGCCUGCCAAGUCGGAUUGGCACUGUUCGGCUUAGCGGGAUACCUUAGUUUUGUUUUACUCGGUGGUUUCAUAAAACACUUCAUAUGUAUCUAAUGUCUAAUGGAUCGG
Molecule: messenger RNA, 1089 nt
Organism: Aspergillus calidoustus
Lineage: Eukaryota; Fungi; Ascomycota; Eurotiomycetes; Eurotiales; Aspergillaceae
Source: the annotation of a GenBank genome assembly